UAUUUCGAGCAAUUGUUCCAUAAACACAUAAAUUGUUCGUAUCUAGAUUAGAUGUUUAUCAACAAACUUACCUUAUCUUGUCCGAAACAGCUAUUACCGAGUUUUGCAUGCACGUAAGUAAGAUGUCUAUCUCUAAGAGACGUUAGCCACGUCAUGAACUCCGCUAUAGAAAUGCUUGUUUUCCACACUUCCGCUUCUUAAACUGUUCUUUCAGGUUUAAUUUGAAAAAAUGUCCGUUGCUGGUAGCUUUUUAAUAUGUUGCCUUGACACCGGCUGCAUAUUCCUUUGAAUAAUGGUUUUGGUUUCUUGUCUAUCUGGAAUGUUGGCUAGCGAAUGCUAACCGGAAGUGUGUCGAAUGGACGCUAAGUAGCUAUUUUGACUGACAUAUGGGCAGUUUAUGGACACAACCAUUGAAUCAUUGUGAGUAAUUGUAUUUAUUUCCAUAGAAAUUAGAAUUUAUAAUUUAUUUUUACAUAGAAUUAUUUACAUAGAAUCUAUUUCCGGUUAGGUUUUAUAUCCAUGUAUGUAUAGCGAUAGAUCAUGUCGACUGAAAAAGUGUGCACAACCCUGAUUUACAUGUACAACGUACAUACAAAAUCAUAGUCAUAAGUACAGUAAAUAUAUAUUUUCUUUAUUUACAGCAGGAGGUAGCGUGUUGGGACUUUUUGGUCAUUUUAAAAGUGUUACGCCGGCUGAAAAAGUGAGCCACCUGCUAUAAGAGGCUCUGUCGACACCUAGUGGUGGCCUGGUGAACUGAAGCUCUGCUGGAAUAAAAAUGGUAAAUACAACACGGGUUGCAUUCAUACUCCUGUUGUGAAUGAAUGUGAAUUAAUUUAGCAAUCUGAGUUUAUUUAUUUACUUUUUUCUGGUCCAACUACACUUGUGACUCAAAUUAAUGACUGUAAUCUACAGACAGAGUACCCGCGGGGAAAAUAGCACAAAAACAAGCAUACCACAAAAACAGUGGCGCGCAAUGCAGACAGAAAGAUUUAGUAGGUCAUGCUGGAGGCAACCUUUGAGGCCAAGUCAGGAUUAGAGCCACAUGCUGAUGGCAGGCGUCCUGGAUGGAGUCAUGCAUCAGCUGCUUUACCAGUCCAAAAACAAAUCCUGGUCUUGUAUGAAGUGUCCGAAUGGAUGAAAAAGCCCUGAAAGAGCAGGAGUUGGGUUGCUUCAGGAAUAGCGCGUACACCUGCUCAGGAUCACUGAAGGGAAGUGACAGAACAAUCCAGAUGGACAGACUUCCUGCUUUGAGCACCAUGCCUUCUUAUGACACGACGGCCAUGUCAUAUGUCACGCCUGGGCCCGUGCCAGCCCAUUCUUUGUGACCCGGGACGCCUCAACGGGCUGUCAGCUGCGGCAGUAUAAAGGCCGCCCCAUUGUUGGAGGGGUCCAUUGUUGCAGAGGCGUUCUCCCUCCCAGCACGCCGGCAAACACCCCAGGAUCCCCAACAAUGAACGCCAAGUGGGAUAAGCCAAAGUCCAAGAUCUCAGCUUCUCGCAAGCUCUCCUUAAAAAUGCUCCUCCUGACGAGAGCCUGCGAGGACCUGGAGCGCGAGCGCCAGGACAGGGAGGAGGAGAAAGUACGCUAUCUGGAGGAGAAGUUGCCGCCUUUGCAAAUGUCCGGGCUGUCGCUGGACGAGCUGCAGGACCUGUGCAAGCAGCUUCACUCCCAGAUAGACGUAGUGGAUGAGGAGCGAUACGACUGUGAAUCCAAAGUCAACAAACACAACAUCGACAUCCGAGAACUGAAGCUGAAGGUGCAGGACCUGGGCGGGAAGUUCAAAAAACCCGCUUUGAGAAAAGUGAGGGUGUCGGCCGACGAGAUGAUGAGGGCCCUCCUGGGCUCCAAGCACAAGGGCUCCAUGGAUCUCCGCGCCAACCUCAAGUCUGUGAAGAAGGAGGACGUCAAGCAGGACAAGGUUCUCACAAGCGAGGUGGGUGACUGGCGUAAGAACGUGGAGGCCAUGUCGGGCAUGGAGGGACGCAAGAAGAUGUUUGACACGGGCGGAGCCGCGCAGUGAGAUUUCGGACGGGGAAAGGAAAAGUACACUUUUUGGGAAUUUCCACUAUCUCCAGCUACAAAGCCGUCUAAUAAAUUAUCCCAAAAUUCCAA
Doryrhamphus excisus (bluestripe pipefish) is the source of this 2112-nucleotide messenger RNA. RefSeq names its product troponin I, slow skeletal muscle-like. Lineage: Eukaryota; Metazoa; Chordata; Actinopteri; Syngnathiformes; Syngnathidae. Gene Ontology annotation, cellular component: troponin complex. The record is from RefSeq and is a predicted model, not a curated record. Gene Ontology annotation, biological process: skeletal muscle contraction; cardiac muscle contraction.